This is a messenger RNA of Theileria orientalis strain Shintoku, 654 nucleotides long. Its product is annotated as 50S ribosomal protein L24. NCBI's taxonomy places the organism in Eukaryota, Apicomplexa, Aconoidasida, Piroplasmida, Theileriidae. Gene Ontology annotation, molecular function: RNA binding; structural constituent of ribosome. The record is from RefSeq and is a predicted model, not a curated record. Gene Ontology annotation, biological process: translation. Gene Ontology annotation, cellular component: mitochondrion; ribosome. The coding region runs from base 1 to 654 and encodes 217 amino acids. The transcript has 5 exons.
AUGUCAAAAUACUUUAGGGCAAACCAGCAGGCCUUUCAGCAAAUAAAGAACCGGAAGGUGCCAAACAGGAAUUAUUUCCUACACUUCUCGAAAUAUAACUCAAUACCGAAGUUCAUAACGGAAAAGGGGCAACCGAGGAGAGUGGACCUGGCAAAAUGCCUGAAUAUGCAAGUCGGAGACCUGGUUCAGGUGCUGCACGGACAAGAUAAGGAUCGACAGGGGGUAAUACUGAAAAUAUUCAAUAGGAAGAACCAAGCGAUAGUGGAAAACUGCAACAUGAGAGAAACGUUCUGGAAUCCGUCCUUCGAUGGGAAGAAGCCAAGUCUGAUAACUCAGGAGAUGCCAAUCCAUAUCACAAAUAUAUCCCUAGUGGACCCAGUAAUGAAGAAGCCAACAAUAGUAAAAAGAAGAUAUAUGAUGAACGGAGAGUGUGUAAGAAUAUGUAAGCUUUCAGGAUCAUCCUUGCCUGAACCAGCAAAAGUAACCUGGAACCAGUACAAGAAGCCGCCAAAACGACAAACACCAGUAAAGGAAAUAUACGCUCAAAAGGACUAUGAGAAUUUUAAUCUGCUAACAAGAUUGGCAAAAAAGAUCAAGGAAAAGAAGAUUCUGGCUCUGCUGAGUGAUAAGAAGCAGGAAGUAAAAGUGGAAUAA